Messenger RNA from Magallana angulata, 3887 nucleotides. RefSeq names its product serine/threonine-protein phosphatase 2A regulatory subunit B'' subunit beta-like. Gene Ontology annotation, molecular function: protein phosphatase regulator activity; calcium ion binding. Gene Ontology annotation, biological process: protein dephosphorylation. The transcript is spliced from 13 exons. NCBI's taxonomy places the organism in Eukaryota, Metazoa, Mollusca, Bivalvia, Ostreida, Ostreidae. The coding region runs from base 856 to 2757 and encodes 633 amino acids. Gene Ontology annotation, cellular component: protein phosphatase type 2A complex. The record is from RefSeq and is a predicted model, not a curated record.
UUAACAGAAGUGACAUUUAAACUAUGUCUUAUCUUGGCAGCAUAUCUGAAAAUCUCAGUAAACUCCAUGCACUUGGUUAAAUAAUACACAUAGAUGCACACAUGUAAUAGGAAAUUAAUUUACACGCCUUGUAAAAUAUUUGUAUGGAGUGAUUUAUUAUUGGAAAAUUUGGAAACAGUAUCCCCGAUAUGAAAUCUGAUAAAGCCUUGUAGACAAGGGGGCUGUAUAUGGAGGCCAGAUGACAAGUUGUGUGACUGAACAGCCAGUGAACCAUGAAAUGACCAGGAGAAAAACAUUAGCUCUACAUAGGUACUACACAAGACGUGUAUGUAGCUCAGGUAUUUGUUGUGUGCUAGAUGAUCAGAAGCACAGACGUACACACACAGUGUACAUUACGCAGUGGUGCUUCUUCCACAUUCCUAGCUCUCCUUCCCCCAGUGCACAUCUUCAGAUGGUAUUUACACAUCCCUGUGUCUGCUGAACCUGAUGCUAGAUUGGAUGGGGUCAAAUCUCACAAGCUUAUCCCCAUGCCAAUAGUUGUGUUGGAAACCUUUUAGCCUGGUACCUACAAUCUUUGGCUCUUACUACAGAUAUAUUCGUUAUGAUAAUCAGAGGGAGUAAUUAGCCAGAUAGGUGGCUGCGUGUGUAUCAGUAGGGGCUCCCACACCUGGUGAAGAGGUAGCAUCUUCUGGAUAUCUUAUACAUAAUGUGAAGGUGGGAUUCUGUUGAUGAAGUAACGUACCACAGUUUGAAGGACUUUUGGGAGUGAAUUCUGUGAGAGGAUAUGGAACAGACAGACUUUGAGAGGUCUAAGCAGGAAGUGUUCAAGUACUGCCUCCCAACUACAGCAGCAGAAUGAUGGCCAAGAACUGCGCCGAGUUUCAGGUGGUGUGUUCCCGUGUAACGCUGUAUUAUAACUGUAGGAUCGAGCUGAAAUGGAAGAGAGCUCUUCAUCACUGUGAAAAGUGUGACUUCAGGAGUGAUUCUAAAGGAUGGGGGUCCAAGUGUGGUGCUAUUCAUUUUGGGAGGUGUACUCCCGUUUCUUUCCCGUUUCCUCAGAGCUACAGCAGACGGAAGGGCAGUCAGCAGAGUGGUCAUAUACCUGUGGCAAAGGUCUCACCCACUCGGCCAGCCACCUACGCCCCCCACAGCAACCCACAGCAUAUAAAUUUACCAAAUUCUUCCAAGGACACGAGUAAAAAAGUAACAUUAUCACAAGAUCACAUAGAUUCCACACCGUUAAACGAAACUCUGGUGGAAAGUGAAAAAGAAAACAACAAAAAUGUGAUAUCCUUUCAGACUGGGACUUCUAGUGUUCAGACUUCUGUUAGUGGGGGGAGAGAGACAGAAAAAGCAAAACGGAGAGAAAACAAAGCCCAGAUUAGUAACAAUCUCAAUAAUGUCAAAGUGCCUCAGUUCUAUUAUCCGUAUGGCAAACCUGUGAUAAAUUCUAAUAGAGACGAACAUCUCCAAAAGGCCUUACAAGAAAUCGGCAAACUGGAAGAUGGGAAGGCGUACAAACAACAUAUGAAGAGCAUUACUAAGGCAUGUGACCUUCCAAUGUACUGGAAAGCCCUGUUGUUCCAUGGCAGUGGUGGGGAGAAGCAGGGCUACAUCACCAAAGACAGCUUCACUGCCAUGUGGAAAAGAGUAUUUCUUCCUUGCCAUGAUGAAGCGGCUCGAUUCGUGAAGUUGGCGGCCAAACCCGACUGUAACUACCUAGAGGAGGACGACUUCUUCAUUCUUAUUCAGGACAUUGUUGAUUCUCAUCCAGGAUUGACGUUUCUCCAAGAAGCCCCAGAAUUCCACUCACGAUAUAUCAACACUGUGAUAGCCCGCAUUUUCUACAGUGUCAACAGGUCUUGGUCAGGGAGAGUCACCAUCAGCGAGCUCAGGAAAAGUAGUUUUCUUCAGACGCUGUGUGUGUUGGAACAAGAGGAUGAUAUCAAUCAGAUUAUGGAUUUCUUUUCUUAUGAACAUUUCUAUGUGAUAUACUGCAAGUUCUGGGAGCUGGAUAAAGACCAUGAUCUAUACAUCAGCCGAGAGGACCUAGCCAGGCACAAUGACCACGCUAUAUCUGCCAAAGUGAUAGACAGGAUAUUUUCCGGAUCAGUCAUCAAAGGCAGUAGUCUAAAGGAGGGAAGAAUGAGUUACCCCGAGUUUGUGUGGUUUCUGAUGUCUGAGGAGGACAAGAAACAUCCAACAAGCAUUGAGUACUGGUUUCGGUGUAUGGAUUUGGAUGGAGAUGGUGUCAUAUCCAUGUAUGAAAUGGAAUAUUUCUAUGAUGAACAGAUGCAGAAGAUGGAAUCCUUGGGGAUAGAGAAGUUACCUUUUGAAGAUUGUCUAUGCCAGAUGCUUGAUCUAGUCAGACCGAAAGUUUCGGGUAAAAUUACACUUGCUGAUCUCAAAAACUGCAAGAUGGCCAAUAUCUUCUUUGACACAUUUUUCAACCUGGACAAAUUCUUGGAUCAUGAACAACGAGAUCCUUUUGCCAAUGCACGGGACUUUGACAGUGAUGUGUCCGAGCCCUCUGACUGGGAGAAGUACGCAGCGGAGGAAUACGAAAUCCUGGUGGCAGAAGAAGGAUCCAACGACCAAGAGGAAAUACAAUAUGAGGAUGAUUUUGAGCCCGAUGAUGAAGAUUUGAUUCAGCAGGAGCUGAAGAGGGUUCAGCAGUCCAAUAAUGCCCAGUUCUUAGAUUCUAACAACAAGGAGGAUGAUAUCUAUGACUUUUCAUCAAAUAACCUGGGCUAUUAACACAGGAUAGAUAUAACAAAUACCCAGUAACCUGGGUUAUUAAAACUGGAUACAACAGAUGAGUGUGAGAGGGAUACACGAUUCCCAGAAUGCAGUAUUAAAACAAAAUCCUUUCAAAUUCAUCAGGAGAAUAAAUGUUCAUCCAUUUGGUUAAAAAUAGUGAAGAAUGACCUUAUUUUUUAUUCCAAACAUGUAUACUUCUUCUUAUUUGGAACAAAGAAAUGCUUAUUUUUUUUUUUUUUACAAAAUUAUCAUGUAAAAUAUAAAAUGGUAAAUAUAUUCCUCAGGUAAUGUUAUGAAUUCAUUAUUAGAAUUUUGCAAAGUGUAAAGACAUCUACAUUAAGCUAAAGAUUGGUCAUUCAGUACAUUUGAAUUUUACUUAGCACAGUAGUCUCCAUGGCAACUGUCUCCCUCUUCAUCGACAGCUGUAGGUGUUAUUGUCACUGUGAUAGAUAGAACAAUCAGUUUUGUUUUCCUUACAUUUGAGGAAGACACAUCCUUUCAUUGCUAGAUUUAUACAUGUAUCGAGAUCUUCAGGAGCCAGACAAAGGCACAAACCCUCUUUCCCCAAAAGUUGUUCCUCCUUGCUAUAGUUUACAUCUUCAGCUUCAUAUUUUUAAAGUGGAUUUUUGCAAUUUCUUAUUCUUAUCACUGUCGUUAAUGAUGACAUUCGAUGCUUGAUUGAAAGUGCUCUUUCAUUGAUUAUCAAAACAAAAUUGUGGGCAUCAAAAAAAUCUGUUAUAUGUUUGUUGAAAAAUCUUGCAAACUGUUAAUGUAAUCUUUCAUCUUCAGUAUGCAUUGUAUGGCAAUUUACUCACUGGUUGGACUUGUGAAGUCUUGUUAGAUGCUUUUAUCUUUGAAGAAAUACUAUGCAGCUGUGUUUUUAUGAAUUCAUGUCCAUGUUAAAUGAAAUCAUGUAGGAUUUGAUUCUCUAUGCAUCUCCACAUCAUAUUUAUUAGCAAUAGUUUCAGUCAUGGGCCCUUCUCAUUCCAAAUUGUCUUGAGAAAUGUUAAGUGCCCAAUUAUUUAUUUAUUGACAUCUGUUUCAUUGUGCUGUGACAUACAUGUACAUGUAUAUGUCAAUCUAUUUUGUUUUUAUUGAAACAAAUUAUAAUAAAUAUUACAUAUUGA